Messenger RNA from Knipowitschia caucasica, 2409 nucleotides. The record is from the annotation of a GenBank genome assembly. NCBI's taxonomy places the organism in Eukaryota, Metazoa, Chordata, Actinopteri, Gobiiformes, Gobiidae.
AUGUCUGACCACAGCAACAGCACUGGCAGCACUGGCUCCUCCACUAACAGCUGGACCCUCCUCUCCCCCGAGGAAGCAGCAGUGGAGAGCGUGGGACCAGUGGAUGACGGCACGGAGAGUUUAGGAGAUGUCCCCAGUCUGUCGGAGGAGCUGGCAGGAGCCGCCGCAGAGUUCAAACACAUUGACAUUCCAAUCGAGACGGUGCUGUCUGAAGAGGGCCAUCAGAUCUGUCAGGAGACCGACCCAGAACCAAGCGAGGGUCCCAUCCCGUUGAGCCCGUCCCGCAUCAGCCCCCUCCCCAGUCACUCCUUCGACCCUCCAGAGGAAGACCCCGAGAGCCAGCCCCCGGUGAUCCACGACAUCGUAGCCACGUCCCCCUCUGACAACGACAACCUCAGCGCUGUGCCGUUUGUCACUCAUUUGGAUUCGGGGGCGUCCCUGGAGGUCGCGGGCCCCGAUCUGCUCCAGGACGACCCGGAGGUGAGCUGUGCCGCGGAUAACCCGGGCUCAGCGGGGCCAGCGUCAGACAAACCGGCUGACAUCGGGCCAAUCAGCGAGACCCAGGAAGAGGAUAGUCCGACAAGUCCCGCAGAGGGAGAAGAGACAAAACCCUGCGUCCCGUUGGAGACCGUUACGGCGGCUGAAGGCACUGAACCCUCGCUGACCAUCGCACACGACCACAGUCCGGCCGAGCAGAGCGGAGAGGAGCCGGAGAGUCCCGCUGACGUGGAGCCGGAAGACCCUGAAACCCCAGCACCGGUCGAAGAGAGUGGGGACUCAAAUGUAGAAAAAGAAGCGACGGAGGAGGAGCCAGAGCCACUAACUCCAGACGAGGAGCACGGACUCGAUGUAGAGCCACCCUCCCCUGCCGACUCCGGAGACACAGAUGGCUUCGACGAUGGGUUGAGGAGGAGACAUUUGUCCAGAGCCAGGACCUCUGAUGACGAGGAGGAUGAGGAGGAAGAGCUAGAGUUCAAAAUAGAAGAGAAGAAAGAGGCGAAGCCGUGGCUCUCUGUGAACAAGUGCAUCGUGGCCGGGCUGGUCCUGCUCUUCCUGGGAUCCCUGUUCCUCUCAGGUGACAUCGACGGCGGCGACGUGACGGAGGCCGAACAAAGCCAGGAAUGGGUCAGUGGAGAUCCAAAGGAAAUGAAGGAGUUAUUGGACAAACUCACACAAGAAAACCAGCAGAUAUCUCAGCUCGAGGCUCAGCUAAAGGAUCAGAAAGCGGAGCUGGACGUGGCGCUGAAGGCGGUGGCGGUGAGCGGGGACGAGCUGAAGAAGGCCGAUCUGGAGACGGAAAAUGCAAAGUUAAAAGCCGAGCUGCAGCUGCUGCCCGACCUGCGGAAAGAACUGGACACUCUGAGGUCGCGAGUGACGGAGCUCGGUCUGCUCUCGGGUCCUCAGGCCAUGGCUCCUUCUGCUCCUUCUGCUCAGUCUGCUCCUUCUGCUCCUGCCUCUGAGCCCGGCGUGAGCGAUGGUCCCACAAACAUGAAGCCUGAGAGGAAGAGCGCCUCACAUGAAGCUCACGUCAAGGAGGAACUAAAAAGACAAAAGAAACUCCUGGAGGAAAGCAGGAAGCGACUGGAGACAAUGAAGAAUCAAGAUGAAGGCGACCGCAAAGACGUUCGCGACCGUUUGGCGGAGAUUCAAAAGAAGCUCUCGGAAAAGGUGGACAGAUGGGGCAGAAAGAAGCCAGAGUCCAAGUGGAAAGUCGAAAAAGACAAAGAGCAAUGGAAGGACGAGAAGAGAGGAGCGGAUAAAAAACCAAAACACAAAAAGGAUGAAAGUUGGAAGGAGAAGGAGGUGAAAUCCAAAUACAACUCUCACAAAGAGGCUUGGAGGAAGAACCAGGACGAGUGGGAGCGGAAGAAGAGCGAGCGGCGGACGGACCGAGAGGAGAGGCGGAAGGAGAAACCCUGGCACGAGAAAGUCUCCAAGAAAAGCCACGCCGGCUCCCACCACGGCCACAAGCAGCAGCAGCAGCAGCCACCGCUGCAGCCGCACCAGCAGGACUUCUGGAAGCACCAAGAGCAGAAGCUGAACCGCAACAUCCGCCCCCAGGUCGGCUGCGGCAGCGUGGAGGCCUGCGCCGCCAAAGAGGGGCUGUAUCCGGUGGAGUUCCCUGAGUUCGAGGAGCUGCUAGAGGGCUACCUGAGCAAGCUGGACGACUCCCCCUCCUCCUCCACCUCCAGCGGCAAAGACACCAUUCGGAAGCUGACGGCGCAGUUUUUCGAGAACGGCGUCUUCAUCCACGACCGGAUGCGCUUCGCCGACUUCGCAGAGGACGUGGCGGACAUUUUGGAGGACGCCGUGGACGUUCUGGAUGGGGGCAAGGACAACGAUCCGCUGGAGGAGGAGAUGGAGGAGUUCGAGAGAGAAGCGCUCUGGAAGUUCGCAGCAAACGCCUAA